This is a messenger RNA of Patella vulgata (common limpet), 390 nucleotides long. RefSeq lists its product as uncharacterized. Gene Ontology annotation, biological process: N-acetylglucosamine metabolic process; sulfur compound metabolic process. The coding region runs from base 1 to 390 and encodes 129 amino acids. NCBI's taxonomy places the organism in Eukaryota, Metazoa, Mollusca, Gastropoda, Patellidae. The transcript has 3 exons. Gene Ontology annotation, molecular function: N-acetylglucosamine 6-O-sulfotransferase activity. The record is from RefSeq and is a predicted model, not a curated record.
AUGGACCUGAAAUAUGUGCCCAUAGAAAGGAAAGUAAUAUUAGCUUCCUACAUGCGUAGUGGAUCGAGUAUAACGGGCAAGAUUUUGGAACAGAACCAGGACACCUUCUAUGUGUUUGAACCACUUCUUUCAAACACCCUGGUAAAAACAAUACGAAUGCGGAUUUCGUCCCUCGAACCACUCCUAGAGAAGUAUCCCGAAUUGAAAAUAAUACAUUUGAUAAGAGAUCCACGAGCAAUCGUAUUGUCUAAGUCUAAUUUGGCACCGAAGCGAAAUGGGGAUGAAGUCCUUUCCAGGGAAAUAGAAAAGGCUUCAACGUUAUGUAAAGACAUGUUGAAUGAUCUGGAGGCCUCAGAACGGCUUGUGAAAAAAUACCCAGAACAAAGCUAG